AUGCUGGCCGAAUUUGAUGAAACGUGUAAAAAGAUCGGUCUUCAGCUGAACCGAGACAAGACGAUGUUUAUGGGGAGCGCAUGGGUUUCUGAUGCCCCAUUCACGCUCAACGGUAUGAACAUAUCCGAUUGCUCCAGCUAUGUAUAUCUAGGUCAGGAAAUGAACAUGAUGAACGACCUGACCUCCGAGCUGGUCAAAAGGAAACGAGCGGCUUGGGAAGCAUUCAAGAGCAUCGAGGAUAUAGUGAAGAGAACCAAGAACAUCUGGCUCGGUGCUCGCCUAUUCAGUACAACCGUUCUUCCUGCUUUGGCCUACGCUUCAGAAACGUGGUCGUUUCUGAAGCAAGAGGAAGAGCAAGAGCGACUGGAUACCACAUGA
Messenger RNA from Necator americanus (New World hookworm), 378 nucleotides. RefSeq lists its product as uncharacterized. Bases 1 to 378 code for a protein of 125 amino acids. The record is from RefSeq and is a predicted model, not a curated record. The transcript has a single exon. Lineage: Eukaryota; Metazoa; Nematoda; Chromadorea; Rhabditida; Ancylostomatidae.